Molecule: messenger RNA, 4611 nt
Organism: Chara braunii
Lineage: Eukaryota; Viridiplantae; Streptophyta; Charophyceae; Charales; Characeae
Source: the annotation of a GenBank genome assembly
CGUCUUUCAGUAAGGAGCACGACUUAGCGAUGGCAAGUGGUGGAACGGUGGAAACGGCGGCGGAGGGAAUUAUGAAUGGCGGGGGCAGCAACAACGACAACGGUGGGAACAACGGUCGUAAUGGAGGGGGCGGAAACGGUGGUAACGGUGGAGGUGGUAACUGGGGAAGUAGGAACGGUAACGGAGGAGGGAGAAAUGAAGGUAAUUACGGCAACGGAGGCAGCCAUGGGAACUGGAACAAUAGUGGGAAUUGGAACAAUGGGGGCAGCGGGGGGAACGGGAAUGGCGGCAAUAAUGGCGAUUGGCGGAGGUCCGCUCGCUGUUACAAUUGCAACCAGUUCGGUCACAUUGCCCGGGAAUGCAACGCGCCCCGGCAGAACCAAGGUGGCGGCAAUUGGAACAACGGCAACAAUGGUGGUGGAGGAGGAUGGAACAGAGGACGUAGUAGCAAUGGAGCAAGUAGCUCUUCGACGACGGGGGAGGCAACAAAUAUGGUUGGGAUUAGUCGGGAGUUGGAGGAAUCACUCAAGGCGGUGUGCCUGUUUUCACAAAGGCAUAUCGAAAUGGAGGAACGACGCGAGACCGAGAAAAGGGAAGCAGAAGAACGAAGGAAACAACAGGAGGAGGAGAAGCGAGUAAGAGAGGAGAAAAAUCGCAUUGAGUUAGAAAAAAGGAAUGCUAAAGAAAAGAAGGAAGCUGACCGGGAGUGGAAGCUGGAAAUGCUUCUGGCAAAGCAAAAGGCAAUGUUGAACGAAGAGUUCGAGAAGAUGUUCGACAAGAAACUGCAGAAGGCUGUGGUAUCCGAAACAGUGGUGAAAGGCAAAGCAGCGAUGGCUGAGAUGAGUACAGACGAGGAGGAGGAAGAUCCUGUUGAGGAGCGCCUCGGGAAAUGCAAGCGGCAACCUCCGGCUUUGGCGUGCCAAGCUAGCCCGCCUGGCGAAUCGCCUUCGAAGGUGGGGAGGGCCUCGACUUUCGAACCGCCAGUUACUCCUCACCAGGACGAUUCCCCGUGCCUUCGGGUACCGAGCAGACGUGACCGAACUGGUAUGGAACAAGUUCCGAACAACUGGGAUUUCCAUUGCGGGAAUCUACUUUGUGGGAAGGGGCACCUGCUGCCAGUGACUUCACCUCAGUGGUGGCACUGCGUAAAACUCUUCGUAAGUAGCCCUUCCACUGCGUGGGAGGAUCAUUAUACCCAGCGCCUCCGCGUGGGUGAGGUCCCCACCCUGGCCGACUUCGCGGCUUUCCUUCAGGACCGUUUCGGCGCUCGUCAUGACGCCACUGACGCCUUAGACUGCGUCACCCAGACCAGAUGGUCCGGGUCCUCUGUACCGGCCGACCUGGAGCGUCACAUCCAGGUGUUUCAGGACGCUCGCCUUGUUUGUAAUGAGACGUUCCUACCUGGGGCCACACUCACUGACCGGUUCCUUGUCAGCCUGCCGACUGACUACCGCCUAGAGCUAUGGAGGCGAUCAUUCUCUUCCGCGGAGCAGGCAUACGAGGCUGCGCGUCAGUACCAGAGGAUGUGCAGUCGCUUCUCUGCCGCCCCAUCCUCUUCGCGGCCAGCCGCCACCUCCCAGUCUCGCGGUACCACCAGAGGCCGCUCCUCGUUUGCUGGUCGUUUUCGUCGCCCGGCUCGACCUGGAGCGUCAUUCUCUCGGCACUACAGUUCUCCCGAGUAUGGAGAGGACGCCUCAGCCGAGCUCGAUCCUACCAUUGGGGAUGCCCUCGAGGACAUCGAGCUUCGGGACGUUAUCCAAUACCACUUGGAUGACGACACUGUUCCGAUGGCCGAGCGCCUGCAGAUGGCCAUGUCUGCCAUGGGUCGUACGCGCAACAUCUCUAUCACUUCUCCCCGUCAGUUUGCUCACUUCGUCCGACAGGAGGACGUCACGCUCUACUCAGUGAACGUCAUGGAUCUUCUUCACUACGAUCCACUCUGCCCCGAGGUUGAGCUCAUCGCACUUGAGCUCGAUCCCUCUGACCCUUCCUCCAUCUUCGCGGCUCCCAUCUCUAUAUCCACCCCGCAGCCUGCGGAUACCCCCUCGACAUCCCAGGUUCCUACGCCGUCGACUGUCGAGUCCACACAUACGUCUCGUGCUGACGCCGACGUUGAGGAACUCACACGGUUCACGGCAGACUUAGAGCCCGCCGUUCGCGACCUGAUUCGAGAGUACCGCGACGUCUUUCCCCCGUAUUUCUCAUACAGCGGGAUUCCCCCGAUGCGCGGUGUUGAGCAUUCUAUCCAGCUCGUGCCUGACUAUCGUGUUCACCAUCAGGCACCGUACCGACUCUCGAUUCCAGAGGCGACGGAACUCAAGCGUCAGCUUGAGGAGCUCCUUCGAUUGGGUUUCAUUAAACCCAGUAACUCCCCUUGGGGUGCACCUGUCCUCUUUGCUCGCAAAGCGGACCGAAAUCUCCGCCUCUGCAUCGACUACCGCGGCCUUAACCGUUACACGGUUAAGAAUAGCUAUCCCAUGCCCCGUGCGGAUGAGCUGUUUGACCGUCUGGCAGGCAACCGCUUCUUCACGAAGAUCGAUCUUCGUAGCGGUUACCACCAGAUCCGCAUUGCCACAGAGGACCAGCCGAAGACAGCCUUUCGGUCGCGCUUCGUCCACUACGAGUUCACGGUGAUGCCAUUCGGCCUCACCAAUGCACCUGCCACCUUCCAGACGGCGAUGAACGAUAUCUUCAGGGACAUCCUUGAGGAAUACGUUCUCGUAUACCUAGACGAUAUCUUGGUCUACAACACUCGUUGCCCUGCGCUUGACGACUGGAUCACCCACAUGGCGGCGAUUAUGAAGCGCGCAAACGAGAGUUUAGCCGACUCCCAGACUCGCAUGGCCGCAAGAGCGAACCGAUCACGAAUGGAUCAUCCAUUCAAAGUCGGUGACGAUGUGCUCGUCGACGCACGCCACUUGCAGCUCGAAGCGGAUACGCUUCGCAAGUUCAGGCGUCGUUUCUUCGGUCCAUGCCGCAUCCUUCAGGCUGUCGGUUCUGAUACUGCCGCUAGUCCGGUCAGCUUCCGUGUGAAGCUACCUGAUUACCUUCGACAGGCUCGCGUACACGAUGUUUACCACGUCUCCUUGGUGCGUCCUUAUCGCAGACCGUCCGAGCGCUUCGCCGGACGCCCUUAUGAGCGCCCUCCACCUAUCAUGGUGGACGGUCACGAGGAGUUCGUUAUUUCCGACAUCGUAUCAUGCCGAGUUACCGACGAUACCCCUCCAUGCAUCGAGUACCUUGUGCGUUGGAAGGGCUACCCUGACAAGGAGGCUACUUGGGAGCCCCUCGAGCACUUGCAGCACGCCAGGAUGUUGGUGUGUGCAUACGAUCGUGCUCGUCGUGCUGAGAUGUCUGCCCCUGCUCAGCCGACUGACCCUCUUCCUCCUCCUCCGGCUGAGUGUGCAGACUUUCCUCUUCUGACGUACUUCGAAAACAUGGAUGAGAUUUUGGGCUUCAUUGAAAUAAAAGUACCUGAACGACUGGCGAUCAUCACAAAGGGAGGAGCGUUUCCUUUUCAAUAUGAGAAUAUCUUCAGGAUCGUAGCGGGAGGACGGACAAUGUUUGUCAUCAUGGUGAGGUUUACUGAUCUGAACAUUUUUGACAUGCGAAUAUAUGAGCGUCGGGGGGAAAAUUGGAUGCGAGGAGAUUUUACAAGAGCUUAUGUGAAAGCUUCAGAAGUUCUUUUCGCCUUGAGACGUGCUGUGCUCGGAGCAGGAGGAAACAUUGAGGGUUUCUCGUUUGCCAUUACGGAGUUUGAAGCCUUCUUCAGCACGGCGGCAAUCCACGCGGAGGCGGAGAUCCGAUUCACGGAGUCAGCAACUACUCGCGUUCUGGCCGAGAUCUCGGCCUUUCGACGACUGUCCCCUCCCGGGACCAGCCACGUCACGUCGUCAUCGUCUUCAAGGGGGACAUCAGAGCGAUUCCCUCGGCGAUUCAUCCCAACAUCUAUCGGGCUCUGCGCAGCUGGGCCGAGGAAGUGCGCACUGCGUGGAUGGCACUCCUUGCUCAUCGGGGAGAUACCGUCUUGCCAGCGCACGACACCGACUUUCAGCUCCGCUCAUCCCGAAGGUCGCCGACGAUCGUACUUCCGGAGCUUCGUCCUUUCGCGCCGCCCGAAUGAGUCGUCGCCGCCUCUCCUACUUCGGCUUCCCUCCAGUAUCCCCACUCUUUGGCAGUCUGCGCGGGCCCCUACUCUCUCCUAUCGUAUUAAGGAGACCAGCGCGCCUCUAUUGGACGAAGAGAAGUGGGACGCGUGGUGGGAGGACUACAUUGAGCUCGUUUUCUGCUUGUUGGGGAUAGAGUUCCGCUGGUCAGAAUCGGCACCAUUCGGAGAAGGACCAGAGCACCCCGAGGACAGCGUGGAGCUCCUAAUCAUCCAGGCCUGGAAGACGGCAGAGGAAGGCGAUUUGCUGGUAAUCGUAUUUGGAAAGCUGGAGGAGGGAAAUCUCGCCUUGAUUACGAGCGAGCUGUUGGUGUUCCUGACCCAGCUGGUGGAUGAUCUGCACCCGGACAUCCUGUCGCGGCGCGACGAGCAGCCCGGCACCCAUGUGCUGUCUCGGACGCUCGAGCCGCACUAAGUCUUGGUGUGGUCCACGUGUACGGAGAUCG